AUGAGUUUCGAAACAAAACCUAACUAUCUGUUACUGACAAAUCCUGACACACCGCUUUCUGUAUGCACAUCUCCAUACUACAGCCCUUCUGGAAAAACAGCUUCAAUUCCAUCAUCAGAGGCAAGCAAACCAGAAGGAACAAAUGGUCAAUGGUCACAUCUUCCGACUGGAGCUACGUACGUGACGGAUGAAUUCUCGUCAGAAUUCCAAAUCCAAAACGGAUCGACAGCAGCUCAAAGUGGUAACGCCAACAACUACGCUGACCCUCUCUCACACCGUCGCUACUUCAAUAACGUCAAUGGGUACAAUCACCAUCAGUUCUAUGAUACGGCGUCACAAGCCAGCGUGAGCUCGCCGGCAACAAGUGUAACUUCAUCGUUGUCUCCUCCUGAUUCCUUAUCAAAUGGUCAUACCACUCAACGUCAUCACAUUGGGAAGGCGAUCUCAUUUUGCAAAGUAUGCGGAGACAAAGCAAGUGGAUACCAUUACGGAGUGACGUCAUGCGAAGGAUGCAAGGGAUUCUUCCGUCGGAGCAUUCAGCGCAAGAUUGAUUACCGGUGUUUGAAACAGCAAGUUUGUGAGAUCAAACGCGAGAGCCGCAACAGAUGCCAGUACUGUCGUUUCAAAAAAUGCCUUGAUUCUGGAAUGUCAAAAGAUUCUGUUCGCCAAAUGAAGUUCAGAAAUGCAAUGCGAGAUGAUAAGAGCCCCGAUUCCGUUUUUGUUCCGGAAAUCUCAACGCUAGAACGGCAAGAAGAAGUUGACGCCGUAUAUGAAGCUGUACUCCGAGCACACACUACCUUCUCAUUUUACACUGACAUUAAAAUCCGAAGUAUUGUUGCAAGACCAUUCAAUGUCAGAAUCAAUGAAGACUCAAAAAUGAAUCGAUUGAAUGCCUGGCAGAUUUAUGCUCAUGAAAUUGACGUGGACAUCAAGGAAGUUGUAAACUUUGUGAAAGAAAUUCCAAAAUUUAAUUUCAUUAACGGAAACGACAAAGCAGUUUUACUCAGGAAAAACGCUUUCCCACUCUACUUGCUUCGCAUUGUUCGUGGAAUGUCGAACAGAGGGCUUAUGCUUCGAGAUGGAAGACUCAUUGACUUUAAGUCUCUUCAACUGCUCUAUGGAUCAUUGGCGGACGAAAUGCUUGCAUUUGCAAACCAUAUCAUUACAAUUGGAUGUACAGACGGAGAUAUUGCACUAUUCAUUGUCCUUAUUCUUUGCCAGCCACUAACCACGGAACAACAAUUUUCUACUAACUUCAAAAGUCAAUUGCAGUUGCUGGAAAUGUUUGAUUUUUACAAGAAAGUUCUUUUCCAAAAAAUGACAUGCCGCAUUGACGGAUGCGAUACAUACAAACAACUUAUGAAAUGUAUUCAUGAAUUGAAUCGACUUAAUGAGCUACAUAAACAGCAACUCAAUAUUCUUCGAGAAAAUUUGUCGUUUUUAAACCUGCCUCCUCUCGUUGUGGAAAUGUUCCAACUCUCAACACUUCCGUUGCCUGUUAACCAUAACAACCAAGAGAACCAAUAUACUCCUGCUCCAGAGCAUCAGAGCCCUCAACCACAGCAGCCAACGCCAAAUCAACAACAGACUCCCGUUCACUGCUAGCCACCUUUGUCAGAUUCUCAUCCGUUUUCAUUCCAACACAAUUCACCUUCAAAUAAUUUCGCUUUAAUGUAGUUAAGUAUUCAAUCUCUCCUUCCUGCCCGUUUCCAACCCAAAAGUCACGUGUCUGAUGACUGCUGUUUAAUAAUUCUUGCAAGGAUUGCCACAAUCCAGCAUUUUGCUUUCUUUCUCAAUAAUCUUAAUCUUUUUUGUCAUAAGUAUCACAACCAGACGGUUCUGGUUUAUUCACGAUUGGUAUCAUUAAAAUGAUUUCCGUGCUAUAAAUUUAGUAUUUG
This is a messenger RNA of Caenorhabditis elegans, 1898 nucleotides long. RefSeq names its product Steroid hormone receptor family member cnr14 (gene sex-1). The record is from RefSeq and is marked reviewed. Gene Ontology annotation, cellular component: nucleus. The coding region runs from base 1 to 1605 and encodes 534 amino acids. The transcript is spliced from 8 exons. Gene Ontology annotation, molecular function: zinc ion binding; sequence-specific DNA binding; DNA-binding transcription factor activity. Gene Ontology annotation, biological process: regulation of gene expression; regulation of DNA-templated transcription. Lineage: Eukaryota; Metazoa; Nematoda; Chromadorea; Rhabditida; Rhabditidae.